Molecule: messenger RNA, 717 nt
Organism: Triticum dicoccoides
Lineage: Eukaryota; Viridiplantae; Streptophyta; Magnoliopsida; Poales; Poaceae
Product: gibberellin-regulated protein 12-like
Exons: 4
Coding region: 78-416 (112 amino acids)
Source: RefSeq, a predicted model, not a curated record
CAGCCCAGAAGCCGCUGCUUCACUACACUUCACUGGCCAGCGUCUUCUCUUUUGGCAGCCCAGCACGCUUCAGCAAAAUGGCCCUGGCUGGUAGGCUGCUCGUCCUCCUCGCCGUCGCGCUUCUUGCCGUCUCCAUCAUCGCCGAACACAAGGUGUUUGCGUCAGGGACUGAAGAGCAUGAGGAUAAUGUGUACCGAGUGAGCAAGGGAGGACAGGGCAGUCUCAAGAUAUACCAGUGCAAGCCGGCGUGCGAGUACCGGUGCAGCGACACCAAGUACAGGAAGCCGUGCCUCUUCUUCUGCAACAAGUGCUGCAACACCUGCCUGUGCGUGCCGUCGGGCUUCUACGGCCACAAGGACGAGUGCGCCUGCUACAACGACUGGAAGACCAAGGAGGGACACCCCAAGUGCCCCUAGUUGCAGGAUUCUGCCUCGCCGUUGAAGCCAUUGCUCGAUCAGCCAGGCCGGAGCCGGGCGGUUACAUGUAGCAGGUUUGCCGCUUCCGGCGACGCCGGUGUAAGAACUCGAUCGAGAUCUGGGUUGUUGUAGUAUGUCGCAUGCGUCCGCCUCUUCUCUGGCGGCGCACGCGGUUGUAUCGUGGGUUCAAACACAGUUUGUUGCACGUUGGAGGCACGCCGACGCAGUUGUUGUAGCACUACAAUACACGUAGUAAAUCGUGUAAUCCUAAGAGAGUGGGGCGCCGGUCGUGUUGGUUGUU